AAUGUGUAAAAAAAUGGGCAGAUCUUCAAAGGAUAAACGCGAUAUUUACUAUAGACUAGCCAAGGAAGAAGGCUGGCGGGCUCGCAGUGCUUUUAAACUGCUGCAUGCAGAGGAAACCUUUGGAAUACUUAAAGGCGUUACACGUGCUGUGGAUCUGUGUGCUGCGCCCGGCGGCUGGUCGCAAGUCCUAUCGAAGUACCUCUACGAGCCCCGAAGUGCUGAGGAUCGUAAGCAGGUUAAGAUCAUUGCAGUGGACCUGCAGGGUAUGGCGCCCAUAGAAGGCGUCACACAGCUACGUGCUGAUAUUACAAAGGAGGAGACGGCGAAGGCAAUUAUUGAGUAUAUUGGCGGGCAAAAGGCACAACUUCUGGUUAGCGAUGGCGCCCCAGAUACUACUGGCAAUCACGAUUUGGAUGAAUACAUGCAGGGCCAGUUGUUGCUCUCCGCGCUAAGCAUUGCGACUUAUGUACUGGAGGAAAACGGCUCCUUUGUGUCGAAAAUAUUUCGUGCCGGCAACACAGGCUAUAUUUUUAAGCAGAUGCAGCGAUUCUUCAAGGAUGUGUGCGUUUUCAAACCAGGCGCCUCCCGCAAUUCCAGCAUUGAAGCAUUUGUUGUGGGACGACAGUUCUGCCUCCCCUCCAACUAUGUGCCUUGUAAUUUGAUAACUGCCUGGAUCGAUGAAGAUCCUCAAACUUGGAUGGUGCAAAAAUGUGGUAAAGUAGCUAAACCCAAGUUACGUGUGCCAUUUGUAGCCUACAAGGAUGUGCUCGAUGCGGAUCGCAGCUACGAACUAGAUGAGAAUUAUCGGUAUAAUGAGGUGGUGCAAAAGCCUUUAACUGCCGCUUAUCAAGAUGUAUUGCAGAAAACAAAGAAUGUGUCCAUUAGAUACAAGCCCAUUGUUAUACACCACACUGAACCGCUGGAAAGUUGACAGAGCAGCGCAGACUCUGCUACAUUGAAGACUGAGAUUCAACAGCUAUGGAUGAAAAGCCUCUAAUCAUUAAUAUUCCAAUUUAUUACAAAUAACACAACUAUAUACAAUUCAAAGCUAUCAUACGUGCUGCAUGACAGUCUUCUCCGCUGGCUUCACGCCAUAUUUAUACACUUUGUUCAAGCUCUCUGGGAAAUCAGGCAGUAGAUUAUUAAAGUUCUCCACAUGAUGAGAGUG
Molecule: messenger RNA, 1168 nt
Organism: Scaptodrosophila lebanonensis
Lineage: Eukaryota; Metazoa; Arthropoda; Insecta; Diptera; Drosophilidae
Gene: Trm7-34
Product: putative tRNA (cytidine(32)/guanosine(34)-2'-O)-methyltransferase 2
Exons: 3
Coding region: 2-931 (309 amino acids)
Biological process (GO): tRNA methylation; cytoplasmic translation
Cellular component (GO): cytoplasm
Molecular function (GO): tRNA methyltransferase activity
Source: RefSeq, a predicted model, not a curated record